AUGCUGCUGAGAGCUGAGAGUACGUACACGCUAACUCUUGUCCGUACGGAUGAACACAUGCUGCAGGCAGUGCUACCGAUGUGGAAGGAGUUGGAGUACUUCCAGGAGUACCAGCAGCGGCUAGCCAAGCACGUCGGGCGCGACGGCGCCAAGCACAUCGUCUCCAACGCCGCCUACAUCGUCAGCGUCGGCACCAAUGACUUCCUGGAGAACUACUUCCUCCUCGUCACCGGGCGGUUCCUUGAGUACAGCGUGUCCGAGUACACCGACUUCCUCGUCGCGCGCGCCGAGGAGUUCCUGACGACUAUCUACAGGCUGGGCGCGCGGCGGGUCACCUUCGCGGGGCUGCCGGCCAUGGGGUGCCUGCCGCUGGAGCGCACUCUCAACGUGAUCCGCGGCGGCGGCUGCAACGAGGAGUACAAUACGGUGGCUAGGGAGUACAACGUCAGGGUCAACGCCAUGAUGGCCAGGCUCCGGGCCAAGCUCCAAGGGUUCAGGCUCGCCUACGUCGACGUCUACAAUAGCAUGGUGGACGUCAUCAGCCAUCCUGAGAAGCUCGGGCUGGAGAACGUCUCCGAAGGAUGCUGCGCCACAGGGAAGGUCGAGAUGGCCUACCUCUGCAACGACGUCUCCCCGUUCACAUGCCACGAUGCUGGCAAGUACUUCUUCUGGGACUCGUUCCAUCCCACCGAGAAGCUCAACCGCUUCUUCGCCACAGGGAUCACCAAGGCUCUCCUAGAGAUAAUCUAGCGGACCCCGUAUCCUGCG
Lolium perenne is the source of this 768-nucleotide messenger RNA. RefSeq names its product GDSL esterase/lipase At4g26790-like. Gene Ontology annotation, molecular function: hydrolase activity, acting on ester bonds. NCBI's taxonomy places the organism in Eukaryota, Viridiplantae, Streptophyta, Magnoliopsida, Poales, Poaceae. The record is from RefSeq and is a predicted model, not a curated record.